UGCAGUAAAUUCAUACAGUUUUUCGGUUAUUCAUUCUCUUCCACACUGCAACCUUCUUUCAUUUUUGUAAUCCUUGCAUUUGUUUUUCUCUGGAUGCACGAAGCCUUAGACUAGUCGAAGGUGAAAACAACCAUCAGAGUUUCUUUCAAGGUCAAGCUGUGAAAGCCGGGGCGGCUUCGUUGAAGGCGUGCAGUUCUCGCGGCGCACUGUAGGUGGCAGCAGCGGGCGGGUUUUCUGGAGGCGCAUCGAAGAAGAAGCUGCUCAUCCUAGGCUGCACAUGUCUACUGUCUGGCUGUUGAAGAAGACAACAAACCGUUUAUCUCUGGAAUCACAAUGGACGAAGAAGAAACGGCGGGUUACGCGGAGCCGUGCGCCCAGUGCGCAGCCGUGGACUGGGGUCUCUCAGAGGAGGGUCGCUUCUUCUGCAAGUCCUGCCACAAUGUCAUCGAGCGAACCAAAGAGGUGAUGGACCUCACCUUCAUCCAGGGAGCCAACAGGAUCUCCACCCUCGGCAGAAAAUCCAAAACCGAGACAGCAGGUGGCCGUCACACAUGGAUGGUCUGUGAAGGUUUCCAGUUCAUCCUGAUGAACCAGGCGGAUGCCCUGCUUAGGCUGGGAGUCCAUCCUCACUUCAAGGACGGCGUGCUGCGUCAGCUGUGGAGGCUCUACUUGCAGAAGAGCCGGCAGGCUUACUGCGUCAACCGAGUUAGGAGCGCCAAGUUCAGAGUGGGAGACGCAGACUCGGAUUCAGACAGCGCAGCCGAGGCGUCUGUGGCAUCAGCCAGCGGGACGGAUGGAGAGUCAAAUCCCUGCAGCAGCCCCAGCUCUAAAGGAGGCAGUGACUGGUCUGGAUCAGCGGACAGCCUCUGUUACCUGACUCCCCGUCAGAGGCGGAGCCAUAGACUCCUGAGCCUGAAGAAGACUCUGGCCCUGAUCCACUUGGCCUUGGUCUGGAGCCGGGAGGCGCUGACUCUCAGCGACCUGCUUGGACUGGUGAACUGUGGAAGCGUCCCGUAUGUGAAGGCCCAUGAGCAGCUCCCAGAGCAGAUGAAGCUGUUCGGCAAAGAUGCUCUUCUGUUUACUGCAGAGACGGUACCGUCUCACCGCUCGCUGCAUAAGGAGGCUCAGGAUCUGCUUCUGUUCCUGCAACUUCCAGCGUUUCCUCCCAUCAGCCAGCAGACUCUGCUCCACCCGGGGCCACUGAGCCUGCGCUACCUGAUCGAUGCAAACCUGCCCGGUGAGCUGCACAGGUGGGUCUGCAGAGUGGCGGAGCUCGCAGGUUUGUUCCAUGAAAGCCGCCAGACGUUCCACCCCGAGUCCCAGCCCACCCUGCCCCGGUACGACCUGCAGGCGGCAGCGCUCAUUAUCGUCACCAUGAAGCUCCUCUUUGGCCUGGACGACCACACCGAAUGGGAGCUGUCCAACAACGCCAGGUCCACAGACGGAGAGGGGGCCCAGUUUAACCUGCGAAGGUGGUACAAACUGAUGCAGACCGCUCUGAACCGAGCUCAGCAGAGGAGGGACCAGGACACAGCCAGGAGGCAGUGGAGAGCUAAGAAACCCAUUUUCAUGAGGAAGAAGGAGAAAUGGUGGAUCAUGAAGAAGAAACGAGUCGCAGAGCAGCUGCAGAUUUGCUUUGAGAAGCUUUCCUCUCAGCCUAGUGGCCCUAAAGAUGUCACCACCUCCAGCUUCAAGUUCUGUUGGGGGGAACAGAAGGGAGCCGACGGUCCCAGUCUUCACCACACGCUGCUGGAUGGAGUGGUGGGGCUCAAAGAUGACCUUCUGACCCCCCACCACCACUCAUACUGGCAUUCGUCGCUCAGACCCUGCAAACCCAGAUGCCAAAACCACUUCACGGAUUUGAAAAACACGCUGCCGAACUCCUUCGUUUGGCUGCUGGAACUGUUCUGCUUCAUUCUGGACGUGAAGCCCAGCUGCCUGUACGAAGAGGUCCUGAGUGUGGAGAGACGGGUGUUUGCGCCCCCCACGGACAGAGCGCGGUUAAGGAACAGGACUGAAACCAGGACCAGACAUUCGGCUCAGACCUCUGAAGAAAGUUAAACUCUUCAAGCUUCUUCUCUCAUCAUCUGCCUCAUCAUCAGCUGAAUGAUGUUUAAAAAAUGCUGGAUGACAUGAAAUGUAAUGUUAGGUGGGGGGUGUCAGUCUGUGGACCGAAUUAUCUUCCUUAAUUUUGUAGAAUAAAAUCUUUAGUAAACUGUCA
Oryzias latipes (Japanese medaka) is the source of this 2221-nucleotide messenger RNA. RefSeq names its product TATA box binding protein (Tbp)-associated factor, RNA polymerase I, B (gene taf1b). Gene Ontology annotation, cellular component: RNA polymerase I core factor complex; RNA polymerase transcription factor SL1 complex. Gene Ontology annotation, molecular function: RNA polymerase I core promoter sequence-specific DNA binding. NCBI's taxonomy places the organism in Eukaryota, Metazoa, Chordata, Actinopteri, Beloniformes, Adrianichthyidae. The record is from RefSeq and is a predicted model, not a curated record. Gene Ontology annotation, biological process: nucleolar large rRNA transcription by RNA polymerase I; RNA polymerase I preinitiation complex assembly.